Molecule: messenger RNA, 2714 nt
Organism: Neoarius graeffei (lesser salmon catfish)
Lineage: Eukaryota; Metazoa; Chordata; Actinopteri; Siluriformes; Ariidae
Gene: galnt6
Product: UDP-N-acetyl-alpha-D-galactosamine:polypeptide N-acetylgalactosaminyltransferase 6 (GalNAc-T6)
Exons: 11
Coding region: 223-2082 (619 amino acids)
Cellular component (GO): Golgi apparatus
Source: RefSeq, a predicted model, not a curated record
CCGGCCACGGGGCUCGAACCCGGACCUUCUCACUUGAAGCCUAUUAAUAUCCAUCUGUCCUUCAGGAAUAGCGCAGGCUUCCUCGCGGAUAUUACUUCAGAACACUUUUAGUCGACACAAGGAUAAAACACACCAUGAAACUCAUCAGCUGGACUAAAUUAAACCACCUGUUCUGCUUGUGAAAGUCAGUGAGCAGCAGUCGGGCUCUCUCCAGUCUUUAGGAUGCGCCUGAGACGUCGGAUCUCCCCACUGAAGUUGGUCAUACUAGGUGGUGUGCUCUUCCUGCUGGUCCUUGUGGUGCUCCAGAGAGAUGUAGGUGUUGGCACUCAGGAGCCCUGGUUCCAGGAUUUAUCCAACCGGAAGGAUCAGAUGUUUGAAAUGGUCCGCGAGGCUGUCAACAACCUGGCCUUCCAGAUUCCAGGCCAACCAGACAAUUCUCGGCUGACUUCAGACGUGAAAGCGAACAAAAACUGCCCCGCGGGCUUCUACACCCAGGAUGAACUCAAGCCGUUGGUGGAGAGGCCGCCGGAGGAUUCGCGGAGCCAGGGUGCUGGCGGGAAUGCGUUCCAGGAGGACAAUCUCACUCCGGAUGAAGUGAAGGAGAAGGAAGACGGCAUGACUCGGCACUGCUUUAACCAGUUCGCUAGCGAUCGCAUCUCUCUGCACCGCAGCCUUGGAGAUGACACCCGGCCUCCAGAGUGCGUGGAGCGCAAAUUCCCCCGGUGUCCUCCUCUUCCCACGACCAGCGUGAUCAUCGUGUUCCACAACGAGGCCUGGUCCACGCUACUGCGCACGGUCUACAGCGUGCUGCACACCUCCCCGGCCAUCCUGCUGCGGGAAAUCAUACUGGUUGACGACGCGAGCACAGCAGAUCACUUGCACUCCAAGCUGGAUGAGUACGUAAAGAUGCUGAAGAUGGUUAAAGUCGUGCGUCAGGUGGAGAGGAAAGGACUCAUCACGGCCCGACUGCUGGGAGCCAGUCACGCUCAGGGCGAGAUCCUCACCUUCCUUGAUGCUCACUGUGAGUGUUUCCAUGGCUGGCUCGAGCCACUGCUCGCUCGAAUUGUGGAAGAACCCACGGCUGUUGUGAGCCCGGAAAUCACCACCAUCGACUUAAACACAUUUAAGUUCAACAAGCCUGUGGCCACUGCACGCGCUCAGAACCGUGGAAACUUCGACUGGAGCCUGACGUUCGGCUGGGAGGCGAUUCCUGACUACGAGCAAGCAAAGCGCAAAGAUGAGACCUACCCUGUCAAAACGCCAACCUUUGCCGGUGGUUUGUUCUCCAUUUCCAAAGCCUACUUUGAGGAAAUUGGAACCUAUGACGACCAAAUGGAGAUCUGGGGUGGUGAGAACGUGGAGAUGUCCUUCAGGGUGUGGCAAUGUGGAGGCCAGCUGGAGAUCAUCCCAUGCUCUGCGGUCGGUCACGUCUUCCGCACGAAAAGUCCGCACACUUUCCCCAAAGGAACUGAAGUCAUCGUGCGCAACCAGGUCCGCUUGGCUGAGGUGUGGAUGGAUGAUUAUAAACACAUCUAUUACCGUCGCAGCCCGAAUGCAGCCAGGAUGGCCAAAGAGAUGAACUACGGCGAUAUCACAGAUAGGCUGAAACUCCGGGAAAGGUUACACUGCAAAAACUUCACCUGGUAUUUGAACAACAUUUACCCAGAAGCCUUUGUUCCCGAUCUGCACCCUGCUCAGUUCGGAGCAAUCAAAAACUUGGGGUCUCAGACGUGUCUGGACGUUGGGGAGAAAAAUAAUGGGGGAAAGGCGGUGAUUAUGUACGUGUGCCACAACAUGGGAGGAAACCAGUACUUUGAGUACACAGCACACAAGGAGCUGAGGCAUAACUUGGGCAAACAGCUGUGCCUGCAUGCCACCUCAUACCCAGAGCCAGUGAAGAUUGAGUUGUGCCAGCUGAAAGGUCGCGGUACCAGAGUUGCCCCUCAGCAGGAGUGGAUCUUCACUGAGAAGCAGUUAUUAAAAAAUCCUUCCUCGGGUAAAUGCCUGCACUUUAAAACCGACAAGGUAGUCAUGAGCCCCUGUGACUCAGGAGACCUGCAUCAACACUGGAUAUUCAGCUGAUCUCCGUCUCUGCUGGAAUGAAGAUGAGAAUCCAGACAGAACUGAGGCUCACAUGCUUUAUACCUACACACUGGCGCUCACGCCUGGUCCAUCUGUGUGAACUGACAGCAUAAUGGAUCAAACUAAGAAAAAAAAACCCUUUGAAUGUUAUGAGACUCAGGAAUGCGAGUGAAGACACCGUCUCUCAAGCGGAGACGGGACAGGAUCCCCUGACGGCAGCAUCGUUUACAUGUGCUCACCAGACGUGCGCUCUCCAACCUUUGCAUUUCAGCCUUCAAACUGCUACUUUUAAAGAUUUUAUUUAUGUUUUAGAAAAGUGUGUAAUAAGUGUUUUUUAUUUUUGAAUUUUAUUUGAAGGCAGAUGAGACGGACUUUAUUUUGCCAAGCAUACGUGUUGUUUUGUCAUGAAAUCAUUCCGUUAUCCUGCCAUAAGCCAAACUGCAGUGGGGUGUUUAAUCAAGAAAGAUUUUAAGUCAGAAAUCAUGGGACUCUUGUUUUACAGGACAUUCUAAUAUAUGUGUAUUUUAAGUUAUAUGAUCAUGAUUGAGAAACUGCUCCAAGACUCAAGUGAACACAAUGAAUACUUUUUUUUUCUCCCUUGUUCUAAUUAAAGAUUUCUUGUGACCUUUUCA